UAAUCUUUUAUAAACAUUUAUAUUCUUUCAUACUCUUUUAUAAACAUUUAUAUUCUUUUAUAAUUAAUCAAAUACUUAUUCUAUUUCUUAAAAGGAAAGAAGAAAAUCCAAAAAAAAAUUUUAUAUUGAAAAUACAAAAAAAAUAAUAAAAACGCUUGAACUUAAAAAUCCAACUUUUCUUCAAACGAAAGUAGAUAUUCAGAAAUUUAAAGAUGAAACAAGAUAGAAAACAUUCGAAUCCUAGAUAAAAUUUUCAAAUACAGUAAGCGUUCGUUAUGACGAACGAUCUAAACAAGAGAGAAGAAAAACGCUUAAGAUAAUAAAAAGAAAAAAUAAACAGAA
This is a messenger RNA of Clunio marinus, 342 nucleotides long. The record is from the annotation of a GenBank genome assembly. Lineage: Eukaryota; Metazoa; Arthropoda; Insecta; Diptera; Chironomidae.